Danaus chrysippus (African queen) is the source of this 2319-nucleotide messenger RNA. The record is from the annotation of a GenBank genome assembly. Lineage: Eukaryota; Metazoa; Arthropoda; Insecta; Lepidoptera; Nymphalidae.
AUGAAGAUUACCACGAUGUGGCGGAGUGUUGGAGCGUGGUGUUUGAUAGUGGUCUGUGUGAAGGCUUGUGAGUUACAUCCAGGGGAAGGUGCUGGAGAAAAAUCACCGGGAGACAAUUUCUAUCGAGUCAUCAUUAAUGGAGACGUAGAAAGAUACACUCCGGAACAAAGAUAUGUCGUAACUUUGGUUGGUUCGCGAACUCACGACGUGGUACAACAGUUUACCAGGUUCCAGCUGAUACUGGAUCCAUUAGAUCCAUCAUCUCCACGGACUCCGCGGAAACAGGGACAGUUCCAGCUGUUCGCGGACACGCUUAGCAAGUUCGAUGAGGAAUGUACAAAUUCCGUCAUAGAAGCUGAUGAUUUGCCUAAAACAGAAGUGCAGGUUAUGUGGAAAGCUCCACCGACGGGUUCGGGAUGUGUGCUGAUAAGGGCAAUGGUUUACGAAAAUGACACUCGGUGGUUCGCAGCUGAUGGACAACUGACCCAUCGCAUAUGUGAAGAACCGCCUAGUAUAGAUUGCUGUGCUUGCGAUGACGCAAAGUAUAGUAUGGUGUUUGAGGGUCUGUGGUCCCCGCAGACUCAUCCUAAGGACUUUCCCGUGCAGGCUCUCUGGCUGACACAUUUCUCUGAUGUCAUUGGUGCGACUCACGUCAAGAACUUUUCUUUUUGGGGAGAAGGGGAAAUUGCUACUGAUGGCUUCAGGUCUUUAGCAGAGUGGGGUUCACCAGGUCUAUUGGAACGUGAGCUGCAUCAACAUGGUCCAGCAUAUCUGCGUAGCGUAGUGAAGGCUGCCGGUCUUUGGCAUCCCAGACUAAACUUGAACACUUCGGCUACCUUUACCGUCGAUCGCAAAAGACAUUUACUGUCACUUGCAUCUAUGUUUGGACCUUCUCCCGAUUGGGUGGUGGGAGUGAGUGGACUUGAUCUUUGCCAGAAGGACUGUACAUGGACUGAAAACAAGGUCAUAGAUCUAUUUCCAUAUGACGCUGGCACUGAUAACGGUAUAACUUACAUGUCUCCAAAUUCAGAAACAGUUCCUCGUGAAAAGAUGUACCGGAUCACGACUAUGUAUCCUGAGGAUCCAAGAGCCCCGUUUUACAAUCCCGCUAGCGACAGCAUGAACCCAAUGGCAAGGUUAUACUUGAAGCGAGAAAGCCUUAUAUCGCGAGCAUGUGACCAGGAAGUACUUCAGAGUCUUGUAGUCGAAGAACAAGAAAAUACUCGCUCGGUCGAUAUACCCCAAUGUGCGGUAACUGAAUGGAGCAAGUGGUCUCCUUGCUCGGUGUCAUGUGGUAAGGGGCUCCGUAUGCGAACUCGCGAAUAUCGAAUGCCACAGAAGGCGCAGAUGUUCCAAUGCGACCGUCAGCUUGUGUCCAAGGAAAUGUGUGUCGCAGAUAUUCCCGAAUGUCCUGAAGGUGAAGACCCGAUACCGGACUCUAAUUCGGAGUCUGGUACCGACCUGCCAGUUUGCCGCACUACUGAAUGGGGUCCUUGGGGCGAGUGCUCCGCUACAUGUGGCGUUGGAAUAGCUACGAGGCGAAGAACAUUUAUUGAUCACAUGGGAUACAAAAAAUGUCCCCUUGUGAACACCGAGGAAAACCGCAAAUGCAUGGAGCCUCCCUGCCCCGAGGGAGAAGUUCAAGAAGUGUCGGACCCUCAGUGUCCCACUAGUCCGUGGGCAUCGUGGUCUCCUUGUUCAGCGUCGUGUGGCCGCGGUGUGGCGUUCCGUACUCGUCUGCUGCUGGUGCCAGCAGACCGUCAGCAAGAAUGCAGCUCGCGAGUCGAACUCAUGCAACAACGUCCAUGUUCCGAAAGAGAGGAUUGUACGAUCGACAUGAUUACAGCUAAGCGUAUCUGUAUGGAGGUUCCCGACCCGGGUCCUUGUCGUGGAUUGUACUCCCGCUGGGCGUUUUCAACUCUCAAGGGGAUGUGCGUGCCUUUUAGCUACGGUGGUUGUCGCGGAAAUAAGAAUAAUUUUAUUUCCCAGGAAGACUGCACUAAUACAUGCUCUGUGCUAAUUGGUGGGGCUCCUAGCGGAUCAGUACCUUCGCCCACAGGCGUGGGCGCGGGAUUAUUACCCGUAGUCAGUUCUAACUACCCUGGCCUUAGCGUUAGUUCCAUAGUGCCUGUGCCACCCGCAGUCAGCGCUAAUUCUGGUGAUUGCGUGGUGAGUCCCUGGGGCGACUGGAGCCGGUGUAGUGUGACCUGCGGCGUGGGGUACCAGGAACGAACUCGUACCAUAGUGACUCCGGCGGCUGGAGGUGCCUCAUGUCCAUCAAGAUUGGUCCGCAGGCGUCGUUGUUCAAGAGCGUGCUAA